AUGGGCCUCCUCGCGCAAGCAGCCAAGGCCCUCUCGGCCUUCAGCGGCAACAAAGGCCGAUCAGCCGUGCGCCCCACGCCCCAAUAUGUACCUGCUAAAGCUAAGCCAGCACCAAAGAAGCGCCCCCCUCCGCUACUGCCGAAGCAUCGCGACCCGCCCCUCGAGGAGGUCGAAGCUACGCUAAGGGAGAAGCCCCGGGACAAGCGCUCUUUGAUUUUGGCGGCGAGAUUUAGAUUUAGAGAGGGUGACUAUCGGGGGUCCAUCGACGCCGCUUGCAAAUCUAUAGAAGAGGGCGGGCCCUCGAUGGAGCUCGAACUGCUCCAGAUCCGGGCCCACGCGGCCUGGUGGGCCUCGACGCGGAAGGGGCCGUCCGGUGCUGGCGAUCGCAAGAACAUGCAGUACUUCUUGGAGAGAGCCGUGCACUUUGCGGGCAAGACUCUCGCCUGGCCGCGCUUCGCGAGACGCGUUUCUUUGAUACUGGAGACGGCGGGCGCGCACUUUCGAGCGAAUAACCACCAGAAAGCGGCGGAUCUCGUGGCCUUCGCCGUCACGCAGCAAGUGGAGGGGGAAGUUGGCAAGCUGGCCCAGUACGCGUUGGCUCAUAUUGCUCUAGCCGGUGGGCGCGCCGACGCGGCGAUUCAAUUACAUGAAGAGUUAGAAUUAACGUACUGGUUGAAGGAGGACGCGUCCUGGCGUCAUGUCAGAGACGGCUACGGGAUGGCCGAAAAGGAGUCGUGCUGCCUACUCCCGUUGCCUCCGCUGGACAUUCAUCGGGAGGUCGAGGACCUGGCUUUUAGACUCGCGGCGGACCAUGCUGAUGUCCUGGUGUCCCAGGCGCGGUUGUACGCUGCCUUGCAGGAACCGAGCCGGCACAAGCAAGGCGAGCGAGACCGGUUUCUCGCCGAUCGCAUGGAGUUAAAUGAAUGGAUGAGUGACCCAAUGCCUCUGAAGCUUUUCGGGGAUAAGUACCGGGAGGACGGCGGCGAAAAGGGCUUGUGCCGGGCGAGCCCCGCGGUCGCGUUGGCGUUGUAUAAAGCCUCGUUAUCAAAGAUGCCGGAGGAGGACCGGUGGCAGGGUUCUGACGAUGUUGAUGAGGUGCGGUUAGCUAUUGCCGAGUGUCUGGAAGAGCUCGGUGACUACGAGCGGGCGUUGGAAGAAGCCCGGGUGACGUUGCGGGGGCGGCCCCUGGAGGAGGUCGACACUCGACUCAGUGCCUUGCUCGCGCGCUUGUCGCAGGAAGCCUUGCCGCCCGACGCCCCGGAGGCGGUGGAGUAUCGGCGCGUCGCGUCCAUCAAGAGCGUCGCCGCGCGGAAGAUUCAACUCAGACACAAGAGAUUCGCCGUCGCCAAGGAUCGGUGGGCCGCGACCAUGGUCCAGGCGCGCUGGCGAGGACUGCGCGCCUUCCGCAAGCAGAAGGAGUGGCAGGAGUUUUUGCGGGGCAGUCGCUUCGCCGAGGGCCUCACGGGAGAAGUGGGCGAAGAAUUUUUGAGGGGGCAGCGCCAGUUCAUCGCGGAGUUGGAGACGAUGACGCUGAAUCAGCGGGAGCGGGCCAUCGCGAAGCGGAAGAGAGAACUCGAGGCGAUGAAGCCGUACCUCGAGACGGAGGAGGACCGUAGAAAAGCAGCAGAGCGCAACCGCCAGCGCGCCGCGCAACGGUGCGGCAAGGCGUGGCUGGGACGGGACGCGGGCCACUCUACGAGAAUGGACUUACGGACGCAAGGUUGGGUCUGUGGACGGGCCCAGGACUGGGCGCGCGCGGACCGGGACCUCGCGUCCGUGCCGUUCGCGUCGCCGGCGCGGCACCGCGGCACCGGCGGGUGGGCCAAGGCCUCGGCGCCGGCGCGCGUCGCCGUCAUCCAGGCGCGAGCGGGCGGCGCGCCCAUCGCCUCGUGCUCAGAUAGUGCACUGAAGGACCUGGGUCGCGCAGACGCACUCAUCAUAAGGAGGGCCCUCGCGACGAGCCGCGACAUCAUACGAAUUUCAAAGGCGAUUUCGCCGCCGGACCAUCCGGAGACGCCGCGCGAGGGGCCCGUGUUGCACGCGCUGGAGUUGGACUGCCCGCGCGUCUGCGGCGUGGGGUUGGAGGCGCUCUGUCGCGCCGUGGAGCGGCUGCCCGCGUUGACGUCGCUGCGCGUCGAUCGCGCGGACAACGCGAUUUCCUAUCGAGGGUUGGACGCCUUGGCUCGGGUGCUGCGCGCGUCGCCGACGCUCGCGCGACUGGCCGUGACCGGCAAUAAUGUGGGGACAGCGCUGGUGGGGCCGGUCCUGGCGAACGCCCUGCCGGAUGCCACAAAGCUCGUGUCGCUGCGGCUGGCCGCGUGUAGGCUGGACGACGCUCAGGCCUCGCAGCUCGCCUAUGGUGUGAAAGAUGCUUCGUCCUUGCGGGAAUUGCAUCUGGAGCACAAUGCGUUCGGCGCGACGGGCAUCAAGCACCUGCUGUUGACCGGCGUGCUGGGACGGAAAAGCGGACAGACCCUCUGGACGCUCACGCUGCGGGACCAGCGACCUUCUCUACGACGGUGCGACGUCCGCGACGCCGCUCAAGCGGUCUCGUUGCAACGCGACGACCCCGAGGACGUCAAGUUGUUUGAUAACGGCUCGGAGCCGGUCGACGAGCGCUACUGGGCGUCGCACGGCUUCGCGGCGCCGAAACUCGAACACGAGGUGCCGGGGGCGCGCAUCCUACCUCCCUUACAAGUAGAGCCCGGCGCCAAGGUGCAGGUGCGCUGGCUCCAGCAGCGGCUGCGCGACGCGGAGACGCGCUGGCGCGACGCGACGGUCACGCAAGUGGCCUCUACAACAGUCAAGGUGCGCUACGAGGGGCCGGGCGGCAACUUCGCCGAGGACGUGUCGCCGUACUUGCUACGGUGGCCGCCGGCCGACGACGAGGACGGGCCCACCGAGGACUGGUCGCGGCCGGCGUCGUCGCCGUCGCGCGCCGGCACCGCGCGGGCCCGGACCGCCGAGGCGCCGCCCGAGCAGGAGCUGCGGCUGCCGCGGUCACAGGCCUACGUGACCCGAGACGGUCUCGUUGGCACGAUAUCGACGCGCGACCUGAUCAAGACUCUGCCACGGCGCGAGGACCGGGCGAUCAUGGGACUCGUGCCGCGGCCGCCCACUCCCGUCCCCCCGCACGACGACGCGCUCGCCGCGCUGCCCGUGACGGCGGUCAACCUUGCGAUUGAGCACGAGCCGAGCGAGCUGCCCGUCGGGAAGGGGCUCGACGCGUUCGCGACGGACCACGACUUCGCCAAGUUCGCCGAGGACCGGCGGCGGAGCCUGCGGACGACUGUGUUUUUCUAGUACUUCUAGUAAGGAGAGUAUAUGUUAU
This is a messenger RNA of Pelagomonas calceolata, 3331 nucleotides long. Lineage: Eukaryota; Pelagophyceae; Pelagomonadales; Pelagomonadaceae. The record is from the annotation of a GenBank genome assembly.